Molecule: messenger RNA, 1900 nt
Organism: Paramacrobiotus metropolitanus
Lineage: Eukaryota; Metazoa; Tardigrada; Eutardigrada; Parachela; Macrobiotidae
Product: probable ATP-dependent RNA helicase DDX49
Exons: 8
Coding region: 175-1518 (447 amino acids)
Molecular function (GO): RNA helicase activity; ATP binding; nucleic acid binding
Source: RefSeq, a predicted model, not a curated record
UAAUGAUAAAUCAUAAGUUAUAAGUAGUUUUCUGUUUUUUUAUUGAUUUCCUGAACAUUUGUAUCAGUUAUAAUGUUAUUUAACAGCAUCUGCCGUUGUGGAUUUUUUAUUUUAUAAUGGGAUCAGUGAGUAUCUAGACCUUGAAGUAUAAAGCUGAUUGUUCAAAAUAGUAAAAUGGAGCCAGCAAAAUCUUUUUUGGAUCUUGGUCUACACGAAUGGCUGAUAAAGCAGUGUGAAAUUGUUGGACUGAAAAAACCUACUCCCGUUCAAGAACAGUGUAUUCCGGCGAUUUUAGCAGGCCGCGACUGCAUUGGCUGUGCCAAAACCGGGAGUGGAAAAACCGCCGCCUUUAGUCUUCCUAUCCUUCAGAAACUCUCCGAAGAUCCUUAUGGAAUUUUCGCUGUAGUUUUGACUCCAACCAGAGAACUGGCUCAUCAAAUCCACGAGCAGUUUCGGGCAUUAGGCAAACCGCUAGGAUUGCGAUUAUCGUUAAUAAUCGGCGGAAUGAGUCUGCUGGACCAAGGCGCUGAAUUGUCCCAUAAACCUCAUGUGAUUAUUGCCACACCGGGGCGACUGGCUGACCAUAUAAGGAGUAACACGAGUUUUAACAUGAAGAAAGCUAAAUUUUUGGUUAUGGAUGAAGCGGAUCGCCUGUUGGUCAGCAGCUUCAGUGCUGAUUUAGGACUGAUUCUCGGUAUUUUACCAGAAAAGCGUCAGACUUUGAUGUUCAGUGCCACAAUGAGUGAAACUCUGGAGCAAGUAAAAAGUUCGGCUAUGAGUGAUCCGUUUAUAUUCCGCAUCGAGUCUCGCAUCGCUACCGUGGACGAAUUGGAUCAGAGAUACGUCCUUACGCCUGCGGCUGUUAAGGAUGCCUACCUUGUGAACAUCCUUCAAGAUUUUUUGGAGAAACAUGACAGAUCUUUGAUAAUGGUUUUUGUGAAGACUUGCAAGCUCUGUCAAAUACUUACGCUAGCCCUCCAAGAUCUCGGAUUCAACUGCAACGGAUUACACUCUAUGAUGAAGCAGAAAGAACGUCUUGCCGCACUGGCCCGGUUCAAAUCGCACAGUAUUAAAAUUCUGAUAUCGACGGAUGUCGGCAGCCGCGGCCUGGAUAUUCCCAAAGUUGACCUUGUGGUUAAUCAUAAUGUGCCGACGGUGAGCAAAGACUACAUUCACCGAGUAGGUCGCACUGCGAGAGCCAACAAGCCUGGCCUGGCGAUAUCGCUCGUAACGCAGUUCGAUGUUCGCCUUGUGCAUGCCAUUGAAGAUCUGAUGGGGGUUAAGGUUGCGGAAUAUCCUUUCGACGAAGAACUGGUUCAAGCAUCUUUGAAUGAGGUCGAAUUAGCCGUUAGACAAGCAGGGAUAAAGCUGGAUGAGGAAGAUUUUGAUGAGCGUCGAUUGAUUAACAAAAGAAAAGAUGCUAUUCUACGGGAAUGGGAAGCCGGAGAGGAAGAAAAACCAACACAAACUCUCGGAAACUCUUCAAAGACAAAAAGAAACAAGCAGUUAAAACGUUAAUUAUUAAAAUGGCUAAAACAAACUGAAAUGAAGGUGAAAAACAAAAACGACUAAUCAGUGUUACUGUUCACUGUCUGGCACAGGAAACAAAUGGGUACCAACAACACGAUUAAAUUAUAGACGCGAAGGACUGUAUAAGAAAUCACGGAAGAAGCAACCGAUAUGGACCUCUGUGUGGCGGCCAUAUCAUAUCAAUGAUAUCAUUCACAAGAGCAAAAGAGUUAAAAACUUCUGAUAUUCUGGAUUUACUCUCUGCGCUCCGAUGCCUCCAUUCAUUUUCCACGUCGUUGAACGUUCGUCUCUCGCGUUUCGUGGACUUCUGCUUUCAUGGGCUCAUUCUCAUCUUCAUCAUCGGCCGCCUUGUUUCGUCGCUUCUCGUAGC